Messenger RNA from Notolabrus celidotus (New Zealand spotty), 1891 nucleotides. RefSeq names its product eukaryotic translation initiation factor 3, subunit D (gene eif3d). Lineage: Eukaryota; Metazoa; Chordata; Actinopteri; Labriformes; Labridae. Gene Ontology annotation, biological process: translational initiation. The coding region runs from base 136 to 1794 and encodes 552 amino acids. The transcript has 16 exons. The record is from RefSeq and is a predicted model, not a curated record. Gene Ontology annotation, cellular component: eukaryotic translation initiation factor 3 complex; cytoplasm. Gene Ontology annotation, molecular function: translation initiation factor activity.
AGUUUUACGGCAGGAACCAGUUCCUGCUUUACGACAGCUCCACACUUCCUUUCACACCGGCGCCUCGUCGGGAUUUUCACCGUGAGAGGAGCGGUGUAAUAAAAGGACCGCUUAAGGGUCACAUCAUCCACGGUCAUGGCUAAGUUCAACGCCCCCGUGAUCCAGGACAACCCGUCCGGCUGGGGUCCAUGUGCGGUCCCAGAGAAGUUCAAAGACAUGCCGUACCAGCCGUUCAGCAAAGGAGACCGCCUGGGAAAGGUCGCUGACUGGACAGGAGCCACUUACCAAGACAAGAGAUACACAAAUAAGUAUUCGUCUCAGUUCGGCGGAGGGAGUCAGUACGCUUACUUCCACGAGGAGGACGAGACAAGCUUCCAGCUGGUGGACACGGCCAAGACGCAGAAGACGGCCUACCAGAGGAACCGCAUGAGGUUUGCUCAGAGGAAUCUGCGAAGGGACAAGGACCGCAGGAACAUGACUCAGUUCAACAUGCAGACGCUUCCCAAGAGUGCCAAGCAGAAGGAGAGGGAUCGUAUGCGUCUGCAGAAAAAGUUCCAGAAGCAGUUUGGAGUCCGCCAGAAGUGGGAUCAGAAGUCUCAGGCUCAACUGAAGCCCAGAGACUCCUCUGUGGAGGUGAGGAGCGACUGGGAGGUGAAGGAGGAGAUGGACUUCCCCCGCCUGAUGAAGAUGAGAUACAUGGAGGUGGCCGACCCCCUCGACAUAGAGUGCUGUGGUGCCUUGGAGUACUACGACAAGGCCUUUGACCGCAUCACCACCCGCAACGAGAAGCAGCUGAAGAGCAUCAAGAGGAUCUUCCACACCGUCACCACCACCGACGACCCCGUCAUCCGCAAGCUGGCUAAGACUCAGGGCAACGUGUUCGCCACCGACGCUAUCCUGGCCACCCUGAUGUGCUGCACGCGCUCAGUCAACUCUUGGGACAUCAUCGUGCAGAGAGUUGGUAACAAGCUGUUCUUCGACAAGAGAGACAACUCUGAUUUUGAUCUCCUCACGGUGAGUGAGACGGCCAAUGAGCCGCCCCAGGACGAGGGCAACUCCUUCAACUCUCCCCGCAAUCUUGCAAUGGAGGCGACUUACAUCAACCACAACUUCAGUCAGCAGUGUUUACGCAUGGGUGGAGAUCGCCACAAGUUUCCAGCCUCUAACCCGUUUGUGGAAGAGGACAUGGACAAGAGUGAAGUGGCGUCUGUGGCCUACAGAUAUCGUCACUGGAAGCUCGGGGAGGACAUCGACCUGAUCGUCCGCUGUGAGCAUGACGGCGUGAUGACCGGCGCCAACGGAGAAGUUUCUUUCAUCAAUGUGAAGACUCUGAACGAGUGGGACUCCAGGUACUGUAACGGGGUGGACUGGCGUCAGAAGCUGGACUCUCAGAGAGGAGCCGUCCUGGCCACUGAGCUGAAGAACAACAGCUACAAACUGGCCCGCUGGACCUGCUGCGCCAUGCUCGCUGGAUCAGAGUACCUGAAACUGGGGUACGUGUCUCGGUACCACGUGAAGGACUCUGCUCGUCACGUCGUCCUCGGCACCCAGCAGUUCAAACCCAAUGAGUUCGCCAGCCAGAUCAACCUGAGCAUGGAGAAUGCCUGGGGGAUCCUCCGCUGCGUCAUCGACAUCUGCCGCAAGCUGGAUGAGGGGAAAUACCUGAUCCUGAAGGACCCCAACAAGCAAGUGAUCAGAGUGUACAGCCUGCCUGAUGGAACCUUCAGCUCUGAUGAAGAGGAGGAGGAGGAGGAAGAUGAAGAGGAUGAGGAGGAUGAAGACGAAGAGAAUUAAAGACUGAAGUUCCUAAGACCAAACGAUCCUUCAACAUCCUUAAAAAAUCUGUUUAAUUAAUUUACAAUUCAAUAAAGAGAACAGACUGGAUACAAAA